AUGUACUUCUCUACCUCUGCUUCGGUCUUGUCUCUGGCCCUGCUGGCCCGCUCGGUCUCAGGGUCCCCCAUCCUCAAGAGCCGCGGAGUGACCACCAAGACGUGGAAGCCGACGGCGUUUGCUGCCGCCAGCCCUAACAAGGUCACCACGAACGUGCUGGAGCUGACUCGGCUCAGCGGAGCGAAGAACAGCCGCAAUGCUGCCUUCCUCAAGGGAUUGACCAAGUCGGGGAAGUCCAGCACCUCGUCGGGGUCUUCGCAGCUGAUCUCGCUCGAGGAGGGCGAGGAGUUCGCCACCUCCAUCACCAUCGGCACCGACACCUUCGAGGUCAUCGUCGACACGGGCUCCAGCGACACCUGGGUCGUUGAGACGGGCUUCCAGUGCGUGAAUCUGGACACGGGAGCGGACACGGACGAGGCCGAGUGUGCCUUUGGCUCCACGUGGACGGUGGAAGACACCUUCACCACGAUCGAAGGCGAGUUCUUCGACAUCGAGUACGGGGAUGGCGAGUAUCUCAGCGGCGUCAUGGGCUACGAGUCCGUCACGCUGGCGGGCAUCACCGUCACCAACCAGACCAUGGCCGUCGUCACCUCGGCGGCGUGGGAGGGAGACAACACCACGUCGGGUCUGACCGGGCUUGCCUAUCCUAGCUUGACGAGUGCGUAUUCCGAUACGACGGACGACCAGAUCGAGUACAACCCGAUCAUCACGAGCAUGAUCGACGACGGCCUGAUCUCGCCGCUGUUCAGUCUGGCCAUCCUGCGGGAUGUGUCCGGGCCGUCGGGAUACCUGGCGCUGGGCGGGUUGCCGCCCGUGUCGUUCACCGAGGACUUCACGACGACGCCGAUCGAGAUCACGACGGUGGAGGGCUACCCGACCACGUACGACUUCUACACCAUCUCGAUCGACGGGGUGACCAUCAACGGCAAGUCGGUGUCUUCCAGCGGGGCGUCGGCCAAGUACAUUGUCGACUCCGGCACGACGCUCAACUACUACCCGACCUCGAUCGCCAACGAGGUCAACGCCGCGUUCGACCCGCCGGGCGUGUACAGCGAGGACGACGGCGUGUACAUUGUCGACUGCGACGCCAAGCCGCCCACCCACGGCGUAACCAUCAACGGCAAGACCUUCACCAUCAACCCGCUCGACAUGAUCCUGUGGGCGGGCACGGACGACGAGGGCAACUCGAUCUGCAUCAGCGGGGUGGACGACGGCGGCAGCGACGCCGACGAGGAUGUGUACAUCCUGGGCGAUACCUUUCAGAAGAACGUCGUCACUGUCUUUGACGUGGGGGCCGUCGAGAUGCGCUUUGCGCCGCAUGUGGACUAUGAGUCGAACGACACUUAUUAG
This is a messenger RNA of Penicilliopsis zonata CBS 506.65, 1350 nucleotides long. RefSeq lists its product as hypothetical. Gene Ontology annotation, molecular function: aspartic-type endopeptidase activity. Gene Ontology annotation, biological process: proteolysis. Gene Ontology annotation, cellular component: fungal-type vacuole. NCBI's taxonomy places the organism in Eukaryota, Fungi, Ascomycota, Eurotiomycetes, Eurotiales, Aspergillaceae. The transcript has 2 exons. The coding region runs from base 1 to 1350 and encodes 449 amino acids. The record is from RefSeq and is a predicted model, not a curated record.